Molecule: messenger RNA, 2259 nt
Organism: Leguminivora glycinivorella
Lineage: Eukaryota; Metazoa; Arthropoda; Insecta; Lepidoptera; Tortricidae
Product: nose resistant to fluoxetine protein 6-like
Exons: 13
Coding region: 54-1958 (634 amino acids)
Molecular function (GO): acyltransferase activity, transferring groups other than amino-acyl groups
Source: RefSeq, a predicted model, not a curated record
UGACAGCCUGUCGCGUGGUUUGUUUUAGUGAAUGGUGAAUAAUUUAGUGAAAAAUGAAGUUAUUUUUUCUAUUGUUUUUUGUGCAUCAGGGCUCGGCUAUUAUAUAUAAAUUGAACUACACGGAGUUCAGCAAAAUGCCGGACCUGUUCCAAAUGGAUGACUUCGACAAAUGUGUGAUAGAGCCAGGGGGGACUUAUUGCCUGGCCGACGCAGUUCUAUACUCCAAGGGGGAAUCUGAGCUGAUGCAGACUAUACUGGAAUAUUCAGAAUACAAGAGAAAGCAUUUCAACCACUCAGUGGUGCACAGAGCGGUGUGCGUCCAAAGGACCUGCAAGGAAUUCAUAAAGAACAGGAGUUUAGAAAAUGAAACGGACCUGGAGUUGAUCCUUGAGGAAUGCAUCGACAACUCUUUGUGGAAGGAAUACAAACUCAAUGCCAGGUUAAAAGAAGUAAAUUAUUGCAAGAGGCACGGGCAGAAGAGAACUCUCGGCGCUGGGGACUACAUCAUGGGUCUCGUGUAUUUGUCGCUCAUCGCUAUCAACGCUGUUGGCACCGCCUAUGAUCUACUUAAAGGGGAAAACGCAAAGAACCCGUAUCUCAUGGCCUUUUCCAUGCGCAAGAACUGGCGUAAACUGGUGGCGCCAAGUGGCGUGGGACCAGACCCUAGGCUGAACAGACUCACUGUGUUUAACGGACUAAGGACCAUGACAAUGAUAUGCGUCUUCUUCUCACACACGGCUCUCAUAAUGGUCUUUUCGUACAUCAAGAACCCCUACUACAUCGAAACGUCAUACGAAGAUCCCGCUAAAUUCAUUCUCUUCAACGGGACCCUGGUGACGUAUACGUUCUUCGUCAUGUCCGGGUUUCUGCUGGCGUUUAAUUUCGAGUUGCACGCUGAGAAGCAUCGAGUUACCCUGUGGGACUGGCCUAAGGGCAUGCUGAUGCGAUGGCUGAGGUUGACCCCAACAUACGGCCUGAUAAUCUUCACGACCAUGACCUUGAUGCGUCACCUGGGCGACGGGCCGCUCUGGGACCUUCUGGUGACCAGCGAAGCCCCCGCCUGCAACCAGUACUGGUGGGCGCACCUGCUGUACAUCAACAACUAUAUCUAUGACGACUCGCAUUGCUUCCCGCAGAGUUGGUACCUAGCAGCAGACACGCAACUAUUCGGAGUAGGGCUGCUUCUAUGCAUCCUUUUCCGAAAAUGGCGUCCCCAGCUGCUAGCACUCGGCGUCAUGCUUGUUAUCUCGAUCAUCAUUCCUGCAGCGCAUACCUACUUCCAGGAUCUUGACGCUGUAGUUCUCCAGAGUCCAGAAACCCUACGCAGUAUUUACCGCUUUGACGACACUUUCCGCCUGGUAUUCGUCCGUGGACACACGAACCUCUCCACCUACACUUUGGGCAUCGCUGGAGGAUUGCUCGCUUACUAUUGGCUGAAGAACGACCAGAUCAUCUCUGCACGACUACAGAAAUUCCCCUGGAUCCAGUGGCUGAUGUUCCCCACAGGAGUAGGCCUGAUCCUCAUUGGCGGCAUCUUCUACAUAGACGGCUUUGAACCCUCCACCCUGCUCAGGGUUCUUUACGCAUGCCUCAACAAGCCCAUCUUCCAAGCGGUGGUCAUUGUCAUUAUAAUGGCCUGCAUCUUUAGGGUUGAAAACACGUACCGCAGCAUCGUGGAGUGGCGAGGCUUCUCCUGGAUGGCUCGUUGCACGUACAGCGCUUUCUUAGUUCACGGCUCCAUACAGCGGGGACUUAUCGGGACUACUAGGGAACCUACUUUUAUGACUGACUACUACGUGAUGACAAUACUCGCAUCGACCAUCUUCCUUUCCUACGGACUGGGCGCACUACUCUGGAUCACCGUAGAAUCUCCGCUCGCUCAGGUUUCCAAAGCGGCCCUCACGCCGCCCCGACGAGAAAAGAAGGAACCAAAUGAAGAAGUCACUACUAAAGUCUAACCUCAGCAUGCUAUUAAGUUCAUACAGGAUGUAAUUUUUAUAACCAGCAAUAAGGACAAUAUUUGCGUAAAGUAGCGGAUUUGUUACCACUACUCGACACUAGAUGUCAUGAGUGUCGUGACAAAGGAAAAGCGUAUGCUCAUUGCUCAGUAAUUUUACAACUGAAAUAAUAUUCAGAAUGAAAAUACUCUGAAUAAAAUAUGUUUAGGUUAAAAUGUACUUAAUUUAGUUUUUGUUUAGGUGUUGUUAACUAGAUUAUAAGUUUGUACCAACGAAAUUAAAUAAAUAUCAAAUAAAUAUU